AUGAUUGCUGAUCUUUUAAUACUAAUAUUAUCAUUGUUACUGAUAAAUAAUUAUCCACAGUAUGUUUCACUUUAUCCCCUCCAAGAUGAUAAUCGAACCAACAUAGAACAAAAUCAUAAACUUCUUUCUUCAGCAUCUAUCAAUACUAGUAUUUGGAUGGAAGAACUUCUUCCUUAUAUUUCUCAUCUUCAUUUAUUCAAUUUAACUUUGCCAGGUACACAUGAUUCAGCAACUUUUAUUCUUACUUCCGCUCUGUCACCUGAUCCGACUGGAAAUCCAGUAUUUAAUGCUUUUAUAGAAGUGGCAGAAAAAUUAGGAAUACCACUACAGGAUGUGAUUACACCAUGGGCAAUGGCACAAAAUAGAAGUUUAUACGAACAAGCACAAGAUGGUAUGCGCUAUUUUGAUAUUCGUGCUGCCUAUAAUGGUACAGAUUGGUGUUCGUAUCAUUUUGAACUUGGUCUACCUAUUUAUACUCAUCUCACUGCAUUGAAUUCAUUCUUAUUGUUACAUCCAAAUGAAAUUAUGGUAAUUGAAAUAUCACAUCUUGCUAGUAAAAAUCUAACUCAAACAAAUUUGAAUUUAUUAAGAGAUAUGGUCAUUAACAUAUUCAAUCCAGUAUUAUAUCCACGUAUUCAUGAUUUCAAUGCUACUACCAUUGGUGAUAUGAUUACAACAAAUCAACGAGUGAUAGUUACGUUAAGUGAUGAUACUACUAUAAUGAACUAUACUCAACUCUGGUAUGGUUCCAGUAUGAUCAAUUCAUAUGCUAACUCAGAUUCACUUCCUCAAAUGACUUUAUAUAAUUGGCAGCAAGUUCUUCAGUUUAAUUCUCUUCCUUCAUUACCUACCUCUGCUCUAUACAAGUUAAGUUGGACAUUGACACCACAAGUAUCCACUAUCUUUGAUUCAUUACUACCUCAUAAACCAAAAUCAUUGAAAAGUUUGGCUGAUAUUGGCAAUAGUGGAUUGACUGGAUUUGCAAGUGCCGUAUUAAAUAAAAAAUGGAAAUUAUGUCAGUUAUUAUUGAUCGAUUUUCAAGAGAGAAGUCAAAUCAUGCAAGUCAUAUUUGAUUCUUUAUUACCAACAAUACUUUAA
Molecule: messenger RNA, 1098 nt
Organism: Adineta steineri
Lineage: Eukaryota; Metazoa; Rotifera; Eurotatoria; Adinetida; Adinetidae
Source: the annotation of a GenBank genome assembly